CUUGUCUUCUCCCAAAUAAUUCAUCUCCAAUCAAGAUUAUUUUGUACUGAAAUAAGAAGACGGAUUGCUUGAUGAACAAGAGAAAGAAGAAGAAAAACUCAGAAACAAAUCAACGGCUAUUGUUCCAAAAGAACAGGAAGGUCCUCUUACAAAAUUUCAUCAAGCUUUGCAGUGGCAAAUCAAAAUCCAAUCAAAACUAUUUUCAGACCCGUCGCUGUUGGAAAGACGAGAUCCCCGAGCAUCUAAGGUUGCAAAUGAAAGCAUUCAUUGAGCUUGCUUUUAGCCCAGGAGUAAACGAGUUUUACAUGAUAGACGUUGCAAAAGAACUCAAGAAGAUAGAGAAACUUAUCUGACAUCAUCUAGAUAUCCUCUGUUUUUGGACUAUGAAGUCAAGUUUGAAAUUUCAUUUCCUUCUGAAGCUGAGUAUGGAACUCAGACUCUCAAGCUCAGAUGCAAAUAUGACUGUUUUUAAAUAUCCUCUGUUUUUGGUUGUGUGUAUAUGUUUGCACUAAAAUACUUAAGUGAUGUGUCUUCCCUCAAUAGUAUCACAACUCAUUUUGGAUUCUUAACACAGUUUCC
Molecule: messenger RNA, 579 nt
Organism: Eruca vesicaria subsp. sativa (arugula)
Lineage: Eukaryota; Viridiplantae; Streptophyta; Magnoliopsida; Brassicales; Brassicaceae
Source: the annotation of a GenBank genome assembly